Molecule: messenger RNA, 1450 nt
Organism: Zonotrichia albicollis (white-throated sparrow)
Lineage: Eukaryota; Metazoa; Chordata; Aves; Passeriformes; Passerellidae
Source: RefSeq, a predicted model, not a curated record
AUGUCAGCAAAUCCGUCUAUGCUGCCAUCACUUCCCCCAAAAACUGCUAAGAAACCCCCUGCAUCUGAUUCUUCUUCAACCUGCCAAAAGGCCGGGUUUGGGAAAAGGCAGGACGAGCAGAGAAGGGCACAAACACCUGUUCGUUCCAAGCGGAGCACAGCCGCACGCUGCGAGAGCCCCUGGAGGAGCCGCGCCGACCGCAAGGGCGGGCAGAUUAUACCAGAAAGAAGAUUUGUAGAAGCAGUAAAUCGUGAAGCAUAUCAGUAUCAAAUUGGUGACUUUCCAGCAGAAUGGGAAGCAUGGAUAAGAAAAAAGAGAGAAGAUCCACCCACAGUUGAGGAGAUUCUUAGGAAUGAAAGUUAUAGAGAAGAAAUGAAGCAGAAAGUCAAGGAUGUAUCUGAAAAGGACAAGCUGCUUCAGGCCAAGGAGUAUGAGGAAGGACUUGUUGCUGAACCAAGUCAUACUCAGGUUAAAGGCCACGCAUCUGCCCCUUACUAUGGAAAGAAGGAGCCCUCACAAGACCCCACGAGCACUGCAAAUACCUUCCAGCCAGGUGCCUGGAUGCCACCAGGCAGUGGUAGUAGUCAAAAUAAAUGAGCAAUUUAAUGGACAGGUACUGUUAAUGGAUUAAUAUUUUAACAGAUGACAUACACAGCUGUUAUAUACAAGAGUACUACAAUAAAGUAGUAUUAAAGCAGUUUGAGUUACUUUUGCAGAACUAUUCAAAUAGGCUUGAUCAUGACAAAGUAUUGUUGAGGUGUUUGGGUUUUGUGAAAAAUGGUGUGUUACUAAGUUUGGUUUUGAUAGUUGUUGCUCAUCAGUUACUCUUGAAUUCAUUUUUAAAAGACUAAGUUUUCUUUAAGUCUAAAUUGCUUUUUUCCUUGAAGACUAAUUUAGUUUUAAAACUGUUCUUGAUGUAAGAAUUAUUGUCUGUACACUUACAUUUUCCCAAGCCUUUGCUAAGACAUCUCUUCAGAAUAAAUCCCUUGGCAGUGCCAGCAUGCUUUCCGCUGGCAAGCAGACGGAAAAGUUGAUUUCAUUAACAGGAAUCACUAUGACACUACACUGAUUACGCACUGUACUCAUCAUAGAGACGUUCUUGGAACUUAAAAUAAUCAACAUAUUUGAAUGUUUGAUUUUAAAACAGUCAACAUAUUUGAAUGUUUGAUUUGCAGACAGCAAUUUGUACAGGGUAAAACCAGUUAAAAUACAUAUAAAUGCUAUAAUAGAAGCUAGAAGUAGUUGAUAAAGCUGCUGGAAAAUAACACUAGGUCUGGAACAAGGGACUGUCUUGAAUAUUAAAAAAAAUACUAGUUUUUAUUCCUUGUGUAUCCAUGGACUUCCCUAGAUGAUGAGAUCAUUUUGGCCAUAGUUAAGCUACGUAAAAUGUGCAGAUUAUUUGCUUAGAAAUUAUGUUUGAGAACUUCAAAUAAAAAUGAAGACGACACAA